AUGACGAGCGGGCCGCGAGCACUCCUGGUGUCGGUGUUCCUCCUGGCGGCGGCGGCGUCGGCGCGGCCGGACGUCGACGGCAACCGUCUGGACGCCGGCGUCCCCGACGAGCCGAGGGCGGCGGCGUCCCGGGACGAGGCGAGGGCUGCACCCCAGGACGAGGGGUGGUCACUGCUCGGCGACCUGCGCGGCGCGCUGCGGCUGUACUCGGAGUGCGGCGGCGGCGGUGAGGCGGCCGCGUGCCUCAAGGUGAAGCUGGUGGCGGCGAUGGACCGCGCCGCGCGCCGCCUCUCCGGGGACGUGGAGCUCGCCGAGGGGGUGACCCUGACGGGGGAGGCCGACGGGGACCCGGCGCCGCCGCCGCCGAGCGAGAGGCAGCUGGAGGCGGCACUGCCCCGGGCGCUCGCCGACAAGGAGGCGGCGCUGGACGGCAUGAUCCUCGACCGCGUCGUGGGCUUCUUCAGCUCGCACUCGCUGCAGCUGGGGGCGGCGACGCUCGGGGGCUUCUCCGAGGAGGGCCGCAAGGGAGGCGGCAUCGGCGGCGGAGGCGGCGGAGGCGGCGGCGGCAAGAAGGGCGGCUACGGCCUCCUGCUGCUGCCCCUGAUGGCCUUCGGCUCUCUGGUUCCCCUGGCGUUCGCGGGCCUCUUCCUGCUGGCGGGCAAGGCGCUGCUGGUCAGCAAGAUCGCGCUCCUGCUGUCCGCCAUCCUGGGCCUCAAGAAGCUGUUCAGCCAGGGCGGCGGGGGAGGCGGCCACGAGUCCACGGUGGUCGUCAGCGGACACGAGCACCACGGCCGCGGCUUCGGCGUCGACGGCGAAGACCCGCAGCGGCUGGCGUACCGCGGGCAUCUCCUGCGGGCGUCUGGCGCCGUCGCGGACUGA
Bacillus rossius redtenbacheri is the source of this 879-nucleotide messenger RNA. RefSeq lists its product as uncharacterized. The record is from RefSeq and is a predicted model, not a curated record. The transcript is spliced from 2 exons. NCBI's taxonomy places the organism in Eukaryota, Metazoa, Arthropoda, Insecta, Phasmatodea, Bacillidae. Gene Ontology annotation, cellular component: membrane. The coding region runs from base 1 to 879 and encodes 292 amino acids.